AGCAGCAGCAACAGCAGCACGGCCUCUACAUUUUGGAACGUUGGGAAGCUUUGUAUGUGACUGAACUUUUGACAGUAUGGGAAGCUGCACUCUCAGCUGAAGAUCAUGAAGAUGGAUGGCGUGGAAGUCUCCCUGGGGCCAGUCAGACACUUCCCUGGGCCUGCUCUCCUCCUCCUCCUCCUCCUCCUCCUGCAACACUGCCAGUUCAGCACAGGGCAGUUCCACGUGAAUGGACCCGUUCAGCCUGUCCUGGUCAUGAUGGGAGAAGAUGCCACGUUCUUCUGUUACCUCUCCCCUAAGAUAAAUGCAGAGUCCAUGGAGGUGAGGUUUUUUAAGAACCAGAUGGGUGCUGUGGUACAUCUGUACAAGCACGGGGAAGAGCCAGAUGAGGAGCAGCUGCAGGAAUACCGAGGGAGGACGCAGUUGGUGAGAGACAACAUCACUGAGGGGAGAGUGGCAUUGAGACUGGAGAGAGUCACCCCCUCCGACUCAGGAUUGUACAGUUGUGGAUUCCACUCUGAAAUUUACUAUUCAGAAACCACGUGGGUGCUGCAGGUCGCAGCUCUAGGCUCAGCCCCUCUCAUCUCUGUCCAGUACUCCAGAAUAUGGGGGAUCUGGGUGAUGUGUAGAUCAAGGGGCUGGUACCCCAAACCCAGUGUGCAGUGGGGAGAUUUCACCCUAAGACUGUCUGCACCUGAGCCUACAGUCUUGGAAGACUCCAGUGGCCUGUUCUACACAGAAACAUCUCUUCUGCUCCGAGAAAAACCCAAAGGGAACAUUUCCUGUUCCAUCCAGAACCACCUCCUUGGCCAGGAGAAGAAAUCGAUAGUGGAGAUUGCAGAUGAGUUUUUCCAGCCCUCUUCCUGGCUGGGAGCGUUCAUCACAGUGCUGGCCUGUUUCAUUUGUGCCGUGGUUCUGGUGCUUCUUCUCUUCAAAAACAGAGGAAAGCUCCUGGCAAAACUGGAAAACAUGGAGAUGCAGAGUGGAGAGAGGCCUGCAGACACACAGGGGAGUGACUCUGGAAGAAGAAACAGCUCAUCCCAAACUCCGCAUGUCUCAUGUUCGGAGAAGUGUGCCCUGUGAGAACACAGAGCAGGAUGUGUCCUGCAGCGAGAAGAAAUUCUGCUCCCUGUGCUUCAGAGCUUUUCCUCCGGGAGAUAUUUCUGGGAGAUGGAUGUUGGGGAGAAGUCAAGGUGGUAUCUGGGAAUGUGUCAGGACACUGUCAGGAAUGAAGUGGAGGCUAAGUUUUCCCUCUGGUCCAGGUGCUGGGUACUGGCACUGUGGAACAUGUGUGAGUAUUUCACGUUCAGUCCCCAGUGUGAGGCCCUACUGCCCAGGCGAAGCCCUGGCAGGUGGGAAUUUUCCUGGACUAUGAGGAGAGGCAGAUCUCUUUCUUCAGUGUGACAGAUGGAGCUCACAUCUACAUGUUCACCCACAGCCUCUUUUUUAGAAGCCCUGCCGGUAAUAUUUCAGGCCUCCAUCCCAAGAUAGUGAAGAACCAUCUAUUCCCCUCUGGCAUCUGCACAGCAAACUCUGUUUCCAUCUUCAUGCCACCAGGCCCAGACCCCAGGGAUCCUUGUAGGCUCCCUUCACCGUUCCCCAUGCUCAUUCCCAGGAUCCAUUCCAAACAGCUAAUUUCAGCCCCUGCAAUGACAUUCACCAGACUAAAGCCUGCUGCACCCUGAGACACCCCGUUGUCUCUUAGAUUCCGAACCCCUGAUAGGCCAGGGAAGCCCCUGGAGUUCAGCUACCUGGUCUACCCUGCCUCUCCUAGGCCAGUUCCUGAGUUAAGGAGGGUUUGCCCGAAGCUCAGUCCCCUCCUUGGAUAGUGAAUCCAUUCCCAUUUCUUGAUUUGUGGUACACAAACUGCUCAGUUUUACUCCUGGGUUACAAACAAUCUAUCAAUGAUAUUUAUUGAGCACAUCCUCUGUGCGGAGCACUGUACCAAGACCAGACAAUUGGUAUUAUAUAGUGGCUUCAACAGCACCAGGAAUUAUGGAAUCUCCAAACAGAUUGUAGAAUAAAGCCUUGCUUCAGUUUCAACUCUCAAAAUUUGGUGACCUGGAUUAAGUGGGACAUGGGGUGGGAUGGAAAUUCUUAGUCCUCCACUUCACCCACACAAGGUCCCCAGACCCCAGCCCCUCAGGAAAUCAAGCCAGUGCUUCCCUGCAUCUAGCCCAGCCUCGGCAGCAGCGGGUCCCAUGGCUUCCCAGGCUUCAGGAAGAAGUGUUGGGGGGCAACACCAACGAUAUUUUUGGCCACUACAGUCACUGCUGAUUCUCUGCUGUGAACUUUGGUAGCACUUUAGGCACAUGUCAAGAGGAAGCAAACUGUUACUUGCAUCACCAAACCUUGACUCACUACUCCUGUGGCCACUGUCAUGGCAACCAUGAAAUGUAGGGAGAGGAAAGGGACCUGGGAUAAGGAGUUGGUGGCAGUGAAGGGUGUCAUGGGUCACUGGCUAUGGCAUUCGCGAUGUGAAGGUUUGUGAGGCCGAAGCAUGUGAGGCCAAGCUGGGACCUCUAUCUGAUUGCUCGUGGGGAGAAAGCCUAUUUGGUUAUGGGCCUAAUUCACCAGGUGGUUAUCUAUUCUGUGAGAGAUCUGGGUGCUACUGACUCGAGCUGGCUCUUACUGACUCAUCCUUGUUGAUAUCAGCCCCCUGAGCAGUAACAACUUCCCCCAAAUCCCCUACUCUGCCCAGUGCCUUCCCUUAAAAUAUGGAUUCUUUUUAAAAAUAAAAACACUUUCAGAAGACCUGAGUUCUAAUCCCGACUCCACAAAU
This is a messenger RNA of Ornithorhynchus anatinus (platypus), 2782 nucleotides long. Its product is annotated as butyrophilin-like protein 3. Gene Ontology annotation, molecular function: signaling receptor binding. The transcript is spliced from 9 exons. Gene Ontology annotation, cellular component: external side of plasma membrane. Lineage: Eukaryota; Metazoa; Chordata; Mammalia; Monotremata; Ornithorhynchidae. Gene Ontology annotation, biological process: T cell receptor signaling pathway; regulation of cytokine production. The record is from RefSeq and is a predicted model, not a curated record. The coding region runs from base 106 to 1083 and encodes 325 amino acids.